AUGGUUCAGGAAAGUACUAUGAUUUGUGUGGACAAUUCUGAAUGGAUGCGCAACGGAGACUUCGUUCCGACUCGGCUGCAGUGCCAGCAGGACGCCGCGAAUCUGAUUCUGCAGUGCAAGCUGCGUGCCAAUCCGGAGAAUGCAGUGGGGCUUCUUUCAAUGGCUAAUCAAGUUCAAGUUCUGUCAACUAUGACACAGGAAAGUGGACGACUUUUCAUGAAGCUGCAUCAGUUGGAACCUCAGGGAGUAUGCAACUUCAUGUCAGCCAUUAAAAUAGCUCAUUUGGCGUUGAAACAUCGUCAGAAUCGUAAUCAUAAGAUGCGCAUCGUAAUGUUUAUUGGUAGUCCGAUUGAUAAUCUCGAUUCUACUGAGCUAACAAAAAUCGCAAAGAAAUUGAAAAAGGAGAAGGUUCAAUGCGAUGUCAUCUGUUUCGGUGAAGCCGAUUCGGAAAAUAGUCAAAUAAUGGGCCAAUUUGUGGACACUUUGAACGGCAAAGAAGGCAGCGGUUCAAAUCUUCUUGUAGUACCAGCAGGAUCAGUGCUCACUGAGGCAUUGAUCUCGUCUGCUGUUUGUCGUGGAGAGGAUGGAGGUAAUGCACCAGUAGUUGGCGCUGGAGGCGGUUUCGAGUUUGGAGUUGACCCUGAAGACGAUCCUGAUCUUGCUCUGGCACUGCGUGUUUCUAUGGAAGAAGAAAGAGCUCGACAAGCUGCCGAAGCUGCUGCGGCUGCCGCUGCAAGUGGAACCGCUGCAGCUGAGCCUGCAGGAGGAUCUGAACAGGCACAGAAUGUUGACGUCAUGGAUAUGGAAAUGGGGGAAAUGACAGAAGAGCAGCAGUUGGAAUGGGCGUUGCGCAUGUCCAUGCAAGAUUCUGUGCCAGCUCCAGCUGCUCAACCACAACCGGCGCAAUCUGCAGAGGAGGUCAUGGAUGUGAGCACUGCGCAAGUGGAUAAUCUCGAUGAAUUGAUCAAUAAUCCAGAACUGCUACGGCAAAUCAUUGACGAUCUUCCUGGCGGUGAAAAGAAGAGUGAAGAAGAGAAACCGAAAAGCGAAGAAAAGUAG
Ostertagia ostertagi is the source of this 1059-nucleotide messenger RNA. Lineage: Eukaryota; Metazoa; Nematoda; Chromadorea; Rhabditida; Trichostrongylidae. The record is from the annotation of a GenBank genome assembly.